Procambarus clarkii (red swamp crayfish) is the source of this 849-nucleotide messenger RNA. NCBI's taxonomy places the organism in Eukaryota, Metazoa, Arthropoda, Malacostraca, Decapoda, Cambaridae. The record is from RefSeq and is a predicted model, not a curated record.
AUGCGUGCUAGAGCACGGAGACGGUGCAGCCGACCUCCCACCAUCCCCAGGGAGUCUCCAGCCGGCCUCCCUCACCACAAGACCUCCCACCAUCCCCAGGGAGUCUCCAGCCGGCCUCCCUCACCACAAGACCUCCCACCAUCCCCAGGGAGUCUCCAGCCGGCCUCCCUCACCACUAGACCUCCCACCAUCCCCAGGGAGUCUCCAGCCGGCCUCCGUCACCACAAGACCUCCCACCAUCCCCCGGGAGUCUCCAGCAGGCCUCCGUCACCACAAGACCUCCCACCAUCCCCAGGGAAUCUCCAGCCGGCCUCCCUCACCACAAGACCUCCCACCAUCCCCAGGGAGUCUCCAGCCGGCCUCCCUCACCACAAGACCUCCCACCAUCCCCAGGGAGUCUCCAGCCGGCCUCCCUCACCACAAGACCUCCCACCAUCCCCAGGGAGUCUCCAGCCGGCCUCCCUCACCACAAGACCUCCCACCAUCCCCAGGGAGUCUCCAGCCGGCCUCCCUCACCACAAGACCUUCCACCAUCCCCAGGGAGUCUCCAGCCGGCCUCCCUCACCACAAGACCUUUCACCAUCCCCAGGGAGUCUCCAGCCGGCCUCCCUCAUCACAAGACCUUCCACCAUCCCCAGGGAGUCUCCAGCCGGCCUCCCUCACCACAAGACCUUCCACCAUCCCCAGGGAGUCUCCAGCCGGCCUCCCUCACCACAAGACCUUCCACCAUCCCCAGGGAGUCUCCAGCCGGCCUCCCUCACCACAAGACCUUCCACCAUCCCCAGGGAGUCUCCAGCCGGCCUCCCUCACCACAAGAUGGACCUCUUCAAGUUCAAGUAUGUUUAUUGA